UCGAACCGAACCGACCCAAAAUCAUGAAAAUGCUCCGCGCGUUGAGAUUCAGUUUACAAUGCUUCGCCCUCAAUGGCCAACGCAUCUGAUCAACCCCUUCCCUCCAAAACUCAAACUCUUCACCGCCUCUCAAUCCUCCCUAACUCGGCCACCGAGCUCCCUCUCUUCCCUCUUAGCCCUCUGCAAAAUCCCACGACAUCUCCAGCAAAUCCAUGCCCGCUUCAUCCUCCAUGGCCUCCAUCAAAACACAGCCCUCGCUUCCAAACUCAUCGACGCCUAUUCCAAUCUUGGCCACCUCGGCAUCUCUAAACAAGUUUUCUACUCUAUUUCCGACCCAACCACAACCUUGUACAGCACAUUUCUUGGGUGUCUUUGCAAGUUUGGAGAACAUAAGCAGGCCCUUUCGGUUUACCAAGAAAUGGCCUUGAAAUCGAUGUACCCAGAUGAGGUUGCGUACCCUCUUCUGUUGAGGUCAUCCUCUCAACUCUUAGAUGAUGAAACUGGAAAAAAGAUUCACGGGCAUGCGUUGAAGUUGGGUUUUGAUUUAUCCGAAACGGUGCGUUGUGCUUUUGAUGAUGGGAAUGACCGACAGUUGUUCGAGAAAAUGACUGCUAAAGGUUCAGUUUAUUGGAGUUCACUGAUUUUCGAGGCUUGUUUAGAUGGCGAUCUAGAGAAAAGUUUUCAUAUAUUCAACAGAAUGAGAAUGGAGAGGAUGGAACUGGAACCAGUUACUGUAAUUAAUUUGUUGAGGGCAACUGUUGAUUUGGGCUUGUUGAAAGUAGGCAGAUGCAUUCACUCUUUGAUAGUUGUGAGCAGUUUAUGUGAAGAUAUGGCUGUGAGUACAGCAUUGUUGACCGUGUAUUCCAAAUUGCGUAGUGUAGAAGAUGCUAGGUUACUGUUUGAUAGAAUGCCUGAGAGAGACUCUGUUGUGUGGAACCUUAUGAUUUCUGCAUAUUCUCGCAACGGUUACCCCAAGGAUUCAUUGGACUUGUUAAUGAGGAUGGUCAGAUCAGGGGUCAGAACUGAUUUAUUCACUGCAAUUCCAGCUAUUUCUUCUGUUGCAGAGUUGAAAUCCCUUGAAUGGGGGAAACAAAUCCAUGCUCAUGCUAUUAGAAAUGGUUCAGAUUAUCAGGUAUCCGUCCAUAAUUCUCUAAUUGACAUGUAUUUUGCCUGCAAUGGCUUAGAACAUGCACAGAAAAUUUUUUAUUCAUUGACAAACAAGACUUUGGUUUCAUGGAGCGCAAUGAUCAAAGGAUACGUAAAGCACGAACAAUUUUAUAAUGCUUUGUCCUUGUUCGCAGAGAUGAAAUUGGCGGGGUUUAGAAUUGAUAAUGUUACAGUUAUCAAUAUAUUGCCGGCUUGUGUGAAUAUUGGGGCACUCAAACAAGUGAAAGACCUUCAUGGAUACUCCAUCAAAUGUGCUUUAAACUCAUUGCUGUCAGUAAAUACAGCGUUUUUAGUCAGCUAUGCCAAAUGUGGAUGCAUAGAAAUGGCAAGAAAACUUUUUGAUGAAACAGAAGUUGAUAGCAAAGAUACAAUCACAUGGAACUCUAUGAUCGGUGCAUAUUCUAAGCAUGGAGAUUGGUUCAAUUGCCUUGAGCUGUACAACCAAAUGAAGCAGUCUAUGAUUAAGCCUGAUCACGUCACCUUCCUAGCUUUAUUGACAGUUUGUGUUAAUUUGGGUUUUCUGGAAGAAGGGAGACAAUUUUUCGAGGAGAUGAAAGAAACCUAUCACUGUGAACCUAGUCAAGAGCACUACGCAUGUAUGGUAGACCUUCUGGGGCGUGCUGGACAUGUAAACGAAGCCUCAGAGCUUAUCAACAAAAUGCCAUUCAAACCAGAUGCCAGAGUCUGGGGGCCAUUGCUGAGUGCUUGUAAAAUGCACUCAGAGACCAGGCUUGCAGAACUGGCAGCCGAGAAGCUUAUAACCAUGGAACCGAAAAAUGCAGGAAACUAUGUUCUGCUUUCCAACAUAUAUGCUGCAUCAGGAAAGUGGGAUGAAGUGGCUAAGAUGAGAAUCUUUCUUAGGGAUAGAGGUUUGAAGAAAAUUCCUGGAUGUAGCUGGCUAGAAAUAAAUGGGCAAGUUCAUGAGUUUCAUGUCGCUGAUCGAUCUCAUCCAAAAGCCAAUUAUAUAUAUGCGAUCUUAGAAAAUCUAGAGUUCGAAAUUAAGGAAUAUGAAGAGAAGGGUUCAAAUUAUCCUUCAUAUAAGCCGAUUUGUAGCUGGAGAUAUUUUCAACUUUAAUUUGUUCAAUAGUCCUCCCUGCAAUACAAGUGAGCUUAUUUUGCACUUCAGUUUUGCAGCUGCCCAUGGUGAAGGUGGCUUCUCUGGCUGCUAUUAUGCUCCAUCUUGUAGCCUUUUCUGAAGUCAUUCUUCUGUUGUCGUGCGGAUAAAUUGAAAGCAAGACACUUCUAUCAAGUCAAUAAAUCAUUCAUCGCGGGACUCAAGUGGACAGCAGGAACCGACUCACCGUUGCGCCGCCGUUAGACGGUGAAUUCGAAGAACAAGGGCCGCUCCGCCGUGACCGGAACACCGUUGUCGCCUC
This is a messenger RNA of Diospyros lotus (date-plum), 2543 nucleotides long. Its product is annotated as pentatricopeptide repeat-containing protein At1g11290, chloroplastic-like. The transcript is spliced from 2 exons. Lineage: Eukaryota; Viridiplantae; Streptophyta; Magnoliopsida; Ericales; Ebenaceae. The coding region runs from base 59 to 2242 and encodes 727 amino acids. Gene Ontology annotation, biological process: RNA modification. The record is from RefSeq and is a predicted model, not a curated record. Gene Ontology annotation, molecular function: RNA binding; protein binding.